Molecule: messenger RNA, 1249 nt
Organism: Vitrella brassicaformis
Lineage: Eukaryota; Vitrellaceae
Source: the annotation of a GenBank genome assembly
CCCAUCACUCGUUCCCGGGCGCAUUCACCGACUCAGCAGCAUCGAUUGCGCCGCAAAUUGAUAAUGGAGGAGCUGCAGAAGCGAGUCGAGCAGCUCGAGGGUCAGCUUGCGGAGCUGUCCCUUCCAGAUGCCGCCUCAUCGAGCGCCUACACCGACGUGGCCGAGCGGGAGAUCCGCAUGCGGGCCGAACAACACAUGAGGACACAGGCUCGUCUGGUGGAGAUGCUCACAAAGCAGCUGGAGCAGUCAAAGAAGCGCAACAGGCGGCUUGAGGCGGAGUUGGCCGAGCUGCGUGCAGCGAGUGACUGUCAGCCCGUCGAUCUCAUUCUCGAUGACGGCACAAGAUAUCAGGGGCGUGUCAAGAACGGCCUGCCACACGGCCCUGGCAAGCAGGCCGACAUGGACGGCCAGAAGAAGAUCUACGAGGGGCAGUGGGUGGGCGGCAAAGGUGACGGCGUCGGGGUGUGCUAUCAUGAUGACGGCAAGACCAAGAAGUACGACGGCCAGUGGACGGCCGGCAAGUGCCACGGUCAGGGCGUCAGCUACCAUCAGAAUGGCCAGAUGGAGUAUCAGGGCGGCUGGCGGGCGGGGCAGAUGGUCGGCGAGGGGAGAACCGACAAGAUGCCUUUCGGGGACGGCAAGACUUACACCGGCCCCCUGCACAAUGGAAAGCCACACGGCGAGGGGACAGCGACAUGGCAGAACGGCGGCACGUCCACAGGCACAUGGGAGCAUGGGCAGAUGGUCGGCGAGGGGAGAGCCGACAAGAUGCCCUUGGGGGACGGCACCACCUACAGUGGACCUCUGCUCGACGGGAAGCCACACGGCCAGGGUACCUCCUAUCACGAUAAUGGCAAGAAUAGGUACGAGGGGCAGUGGGAGAAUGGGCUGCGGCACGGCAACGGCAAGGCCUACGGUCGUUCAUGGACCUGGGUGGUAUUCGAGGGACACUUCGCAAGCGGGACGGCGCAAGAUGGGACAUUCUACCCCACCUUUACGUAUCAGCAGCAGUGGCGGGCUGGUCAGACAGUCGCAUCAAAAGUCAAGAAGGAGCUGCAAAAGGACUGUGGGAGGAUCCCUGACUGCUUGCCCAAUGCAUGACGGGAGGAAGGGCGGGGACGCUGCUGUAUGUGUGUGUGUGCCUUUGCGUGUCUGAUUGGUCCUGCUGACGAUCUGCACUGUGAUCCACUCAAAGCAUGUUGGGUUGUGAAGGCCUCAUUUCUAUCGAUUGGUAGUCGAUUGUGUUGCC